Molecule: messenger RNA, 236 nt
Organism: Castor canadensis (American beaver)
Lineage: Eukaryota; Metazoa; Chordata; Mammalia; Rodentia; Castoridae
Source: RefSeq, a predicted model, not a curated record
CCAUGGCGGCAGCUCCGCCGCUCUCCAAGGCCGAGUAUUUGAAGCGUUACUUGUCCGGGGCAGAUGCCGGCGUCGACGGGACUCCUGAGGCCAGUCGCAAGCGGCGUAAAAAGCGUCCGAAGCCCGGGGGGGCCGGCGGCAAGGGGAUGCGAAUUGUUGAUGAUGAUGUGGGCUGGACAGCCAUCUCCACCACUAAGCCAGAAAAGGAGGAGGAAGAUGAUGGAGAUUUGCCUGUG